Messenger RNA from Rhodotorula toruloides NP11, 771 nucleotides. RefSeq lists its product as uncharacterized. The record is from RefSeq and is a predicted model, not a curated record. Bases 1 to 771 code for a protein of 256 amino acids. NCBI's taxonomy places the organism in Eukaryota, Fungi, Basidiomycota, Microbotryomycetes, Sporidiobolales, Sporidiobolaceae. The transcript has 2 exons.
AUGUCGAAGCGUGCAGCUUCUGAGCCUGCGGAGGAACGCCCGCCGAAACUGUCGAAGGAAGAAUAUGAGGAAGUAAAGGAGGACUUCAGACGAAACGUCCUACAGCACUCGCUCGACAGGCUCGGCCUUGACACCUCAUCGACCUUCCGCGACCUGAUUUCGACGAUACCGCUCUCUGUUCGCCCUGGGGCGGUCAUGGGAGUCUCACCCACGGACUCGCAGACGAAUAAUCACGAACUUGCGAAGCUCUUCACGUCCUUACCUGGGCAGCCACUCGCGCCUUUCGCCCCAAGGCGUCUCCAUGUCCUCAGCAACCACGAACGCUUAGUCACUGAGAGCGCCUACGCUUUCCUUGGCGCCCGCUUACUGCCGGGUACCCUCGACACUCCUCUGUGGGACCUUGCCGAGCAGGAAGGGCGAGCUUCAAAGUGCUUGGACAGCUUGAUCUCCUACCUCAACAUGCAUGCGCCUAAGCGAAAAUCGAGGACGACUGCGACUAAGGGCAAAAAGGCGCAGACGGGCGAGAGGUCGCUGCGAGAAAUCCCGGCGGAAUGGUGGCUGAUGGGUCAUUUCAACGAUCUCUUCUAUGCAAUCGGCGAGUGCCUCUCCGCCCUCCAAACGCCUGCGUUUGCGCCAUUCACACUCGACACGACGAAACACCAGGACCGCGGACCGUGGUUCGAGGUCGACUUCUACAAUUUCCAGGGUGUAGAGUUGCAGCUCCUGGUCAAGUUGAUGGAGGCGGGGUCGAAUGGGUUGGAGUCUGUCUGA